AUGAUUCCGAGGCUCAAUUGCCAAAGCGGUUCAGGCUCUGAGCUCAAGUCGGCGCCGUCUUGUUUGGUGUUGUUCAACCGCUUCGGCACCGAGGAUGGCCAAAGCUUGGGUCAUGCGCCCGGUCGUUCUAACCCCGGCCAGCCCGGCUUCGGCUUCUACUCCAACCAACACCUUCCCUUCACCGUCCUCCCCUUCACCGUCCUCUCCGCCGCCGGCGAAGCGUUGAUCGCACAGCCUGGCGCGUAG
Messenger RNA from Fusarium fujikuroi IMI 58289, 246 nucleotides. RefSeq lists its product as uncharacterized. The record is from RefSeq and is a predicted model, not a curated record. The transcript is spliced from 2 exons. Lineage: Eukaryota; Fungi; Ascomycota; Sordariomycetes; Hypocreales; Nectriaceae. Bases 1 to 246 code for a protein of 81 amino acids.